Caenorhabditis sp. 36 PRJEB53466 is the source of this 1151-nucleotide messenger RNA. NCBI's taxonomy places the organism in Eukaryota, Metazoa, Nematoda, Chromadorea, Rhabditida, Rhabditidae. The record is from the annotation of a GenBank genome assembly.
AUGUCUUCAGGGGCACCGUCGGGCUCUUCCAUGUCAAACAGCACACCUGGGUCUCCACCGCCACGUGCUGGCGGACCGAACAGUGUUUCGUUCAAGUAAGCUAUAUUUUGCGAGAGAUUCCGAACAACCAAACAGUUUCAGAGAUCUGUGUUGUCUGUUUUGCUGUCCGCCGUUCCCGUCUUCCAUCGUUUCGAAGCUGGCGUUCAUGCCGCCGGAGCCCAGUUAUACUAUCAGCGAAGAUAACAAGCUGAUACUGAUCGAGGGGAGAGCCGCGUGGCCACACGAGCCAAGCUAUCUGGCCCAGUGUGUCGAAAUGAGAGUGGCGAGAACACGCCGCCGUAACCGAGUCGCUUGCACGAUGAUCCGUGCAGUUCCAGAUGCUCAUUAUACUCUGCUCUUCUCGCAUGGAAACGCAGUCGACCUCGGUCAGAUGUCAUCGUUCCUGUACGGCCUUGGAUACCAUUUGCAAUGCAACGUGUUCAGUUACGACUACUCGGGAUAUGGAUGCUCGACCGGAAAGCCAUCGGAGAAGAACUUGUACGCCGACAUCACGGCAGCUUUCGAGUUGCUCAAGACAGAGUUCGGAGUUCCGAAGGAGAGGAUCAUUCUGUACGGACAAUCGAUUGGAACUGUUCCGAGUGUGGACCUUGCGAGCCGCGAGAUGGUCGCAGCUCUCGUCCUUCACUCUCCACUUAUGUCCGGAAUGCGCGUCGCUUUCCCCGGAACAACGACUACUUGGUGCUGUGAUGCGUUUCCGUCGAUUGAGAAGGUGCCACGUGUCAAGUGCCCAACACUCGUGAUUCACGGAACGGACGAUGAAGUCAUCGACUUCUCUCACGGAGUCUCCAUUUACGAAAGAUGCCCUGCAUCAGUCGAGCCACUCUGGGUUCCAGGUAUCGUGUUUUUCUUUAUUUUUCGCUUAAAGUCAGAAAUUUUUGUGUAUUUGAUCAGAAGACAAAAUCAAAUAUGAUUUCAAAUGACGUAUAUUUGUAGGUGCCGGCCACAACGACGUCGAGUUGCACGCCGCCUAUCUGGAACGUCUUCGUAGUUUCAUUGAACUGGAGGCCGCUUCCACUCGAAUCAACGCUCCGAUCACCAACGGAUCCACGAACAACGGAAGUUCGAGCGUUUCGAACGGAACUUCCGCCUAG